GGCAACAGCCUUUCGCGCAUAAUUAUAUCCGUACGUAGAGUUCAUUACAAUCGGAGUGUUUACCAUUUUUUAAUCUCUUGUUUUCAAAAUUGAUAGCAAAGUGCCGCGUCUGGUGUCUGAUUUUAUCGAAUGUAGAAGCUUCCUCGCGUGCCAAUGGUCGAUUUCCAGUGCUCAAAAAUAAGAUAUUCGUCUUUUAGUGUUUGACAUUUGGAAGACAACAUAUGCAACAGUGCCCCUCUUGCGAGAUGUCGGCUUAAGGCUAUUUUUAGAGGAGUUUGCUGCAGUUUUGUGAGAUGAUUGCAGUUCUUGCUCGAAUACGAUCGUCUUGGGAUUAGGAGAGAGAAACUAUGACAGCGAUAUCUUCGUGAGAAACUUCUUCAUGAAGGGCAUACGGCUAACUCAAUGGGCUUUUUAAAACCUACCAACCAUUUCCGAUCAAGGCCACCAGGAAGAAAAAAGUAGCCCAUUCUAGACCUCUCCAAAAUGUAUACGAACCGGAAAUCGUUCAUCAUCAAGCUACUGGUGGGUUGUUGCGCCCUAUACUUGUUCAUCCACGUGUUUACCAACACGGCGGUACCGGUCAUCAGGGAAAUGCAGGAGUCAGGCAGGAAUCUAGCUGCUCUCGGUACUGACAAUCUGGAAGUACCCGCCGUCCUAGACGAAGACAGCGCCAAGGAAGUAGUAGCGGCCAAAGACUUAUUGGAAUCAGAACAAGUUCCAGACAAAACUGAACCGGAAGAAGUUUCACCUUCUUCUAAAGCCAUUCCUACUAUUUUAGAUAGAGUACGAGAAGUAACUAAUUGCGUAGACAAACCUCUGGUGCCAAAGAUACAACAACGAGGCGAUUAUUGGGUACUUUACAACUACAUCCCGGCUGAAGUCAGUCACAGAUGUCACGAAAGCAUCACAUACACAACUCAUGCGGAUUAUUCCUUCAUGGACAACUUAGUGCCAUUGCUGGAGCGGUGGAACGGACCUAUAAGUAUAGCCCUUCACGCUCCAGGAACUGAUUUUGAAAAUACUCUCGAAUCCAUAGGGUACCUUAGGGAUUGCACCACGCCCAUGGUCAAGCAAUUGGUGACCUUCCAUAUUUAUUUUAGUACGAAACACGUUCCCAAAGAGGUUCCUAAACACGACAACGUAUUCAUCGAAACCUACAACUGCUCGGUGGUACCACCCUUCCUGAACGUUUCCAGCGAGAAUAUGUACAAAGCUCAGAAAAAGUUGUUGUAUCCCGUGAAUGUGGGUCGAAACGUCGCUCGAGAGACUGCGCAGACUCACUUCAUCCUUCCCUCGGAUAUUGAACUGUAUCCUAGUCCAAGUGUGAUAGAGAAGUUCCUAGCUAUGAUCGCCGAAAACAGUGGGCCACUGCAGAACAAACACUCUAAAGUAUACCCUCUGACUAUUUUCGAAGUGAGUGCCAACCAGCAAGUACCGGAGAACAAGACUCAGCUGCGCGAGAUGCUGGCUAACGGUACUGCUAUACCUUUCCAUAAAAAGCUGUGUCCCGGAUGCCAUACGGUGCCGAAAGCCAAGGAAUGGCAAUCGGCGAACGAGACUCAAGGGCUGCACGUGUUCCACGUGGGUAAAAGGAACGGGAAGUUCGUCCAUUGGGAACCUAUCUUCAUAGGUACUCACGCGGAUCCGUUGUACGACGAAAGACUUAGUUGGGAGGGGAAGAUGGAUAAAAUGACACAGGGUUAUGCUUUGUGCGUAUUGGACUACGACUUCAUGAUCCUGGACAACGCGUUCCUUGUCCACAAACCGGGAAUAAAGAUCUACAAGAAGGAUCCCAGACGAGCGAUGCUAGCUGGCAAGACCCACCAGCUCAUCAACAAGAUCAUAUUCCCCGAACUCAAAGUCCUAUACGGAGUUCGAAAAGGCUGUGCUGUGUGAAAAUAUAUGUUUAAUGAACUGUAGAGGAAUGUACUAAAGCCAUUUAAAUAGGAAAUACAUCGAUGUGAGGUAUUUUAAAAAUUGUAUUUUUUACUUAUUGUGAUCUAUUGAUAUACUAUCGUUUUUAAGCACGCAGUAGAUUUAGUAUGUAUAUAUUCUGAUAUUUAUAGAUUAGGAUAAGAUUUUAUUUAAGGAAAGUGGAAAAAUUGGCAACUUUUUUAUCUUUAAUUCCAAAUUGGAACCAACAAUUUCGUUUGCUUCAAAAAAUACUGUUCUGAAGCUGUUUCUUUGUGGCAUCUCAUACAAUUUACUAUUUUAUUGGGAAAUAAGCCACAGUUUAAUGUAAAAAUGAAAGUUAUUGACAUUUCGACUUGCACUUCGGAGCUCGUUAUCUAAAUACAAAAUAUUUAUAUAUAUCAAAAAUACUGAGGCUUGGCUUACUUGCCAAAAAAAUACUGAAGAAACAGUCGCUUAUUAAGGCCACACGUGUCAUCGUUUACCAACAGAUGGCGCAAAAGACAUCAGUUUUGUUAGAUGAAAUAUUCCAAUUUUUCCAUUAAUCUGUAUUAGAAAUACCACUUUUUAAGUCUUUUUUCAUUACUGCCAACUCCUUUAACGUUAAAAUUAGUCUAAACCGUUAAACGUGACCCUUUUGUAAUUGUUUUAUUCAAUUCGAAAUAUACACAAUCAUUUUCUAGUUACAUGAAAAUCAUCAUCACCAAAUUACAUCACAAUAUUAUAAGAAAAUAGUAUUCUGCAUUUGUUUAUGUGAAAAUUACAUUUCAGCAGCGUACAGGAUUAUAUUUUCCAGAUAAUGCACAUUUACGAAAGCCAUUCUACGGUUCACAAAUAGUGGACAUCUCUAUAUGUUGUCUUUACCAAAAAAACUUGAUUGGGAUUCCAAAAAUUUGUAUUCCCUGUACAUUUCUUAACAAAGGUUGACAGCUAAAACGACUUCUUCCCUUUUAGUUCUGUAUGUGCCCUUCUGUAUAUUAUCCUAGUUGUAUAUAUACGAAAAAAACUAUUUUGAUAUUAUAUAUUAAUAAAUCUAGGCUUCAACUUUCUUGUGGCGGAAAGUGUGUAUGGCAUAUACUUCGCCUUUGCUGCAGCCUAUUUUACAGUUUUGGUUGGAAGUUUGGCAAUAAUGGAACUGGAGCACUUACUGGAUUAAUGAAUAUUACUUUGGUAAUAAUAAAAAGCCGACUCGAAGGACCAACCGGAAAGAAAAAAAUGUAACAAAUAAUGAGUGCAACUUGUUUCGUGGAAGAUGUACGACAUACGAUCGAAAAAUUCGAUAAAUUGUUUCAAUGUGGUAAAAGGACAAGAUAGUUAAAAAAGGAAUACUUUAUUCUAGUUCUAAAUAAUUCUCACUAGCAAAGUUCCAUUAUUACCGAAGAACUUCAUCUAAAAACUGCUAAACAAGUUCAACAGACAGCUCAAGCCUUGCCACUAAAUUUUUUCAUUGGACCAUUUUGUUUCCUGUAGUAAAACUCGCUGUACAUUUACCAGUAGUGGAAGUGCCAACAACCGAACCGUUUAAACAAAUACACGACCUGAUUCUUGUGAUAGCAGCACACAUUCGAAUAUUUAGCAUUUCUGUGUACAGGAUAAGCUUAAGGAUGGUGCAUUUUUUAACUUUUACCAAAGUAUAUCACUUUUUGUUGCGGCGUUUAUAGUGUUUAGUGUCUCAAACCGUUUAUCCUGUAUACAUUUAGGUAGUCUACAUUUUAAUCACGCAGCUGGUGAAUAUUUUCGAGCAACAAGAGGAAUUGAUUAACAAAAUAUAAAACUUGGUAUGUCACGACCUCAAUAUCAACAAAAAAACCGACCACAAUAGUAUCUACCAUAAGAGAUGUUAUUCUUGUUUUGUGAUGAUUUAUUGGACUACGUUCACCUUCACUUCUGUCUAAAUAUAAAAUCCGGCUCGAAGGACCAAGUGAAAAACAAAAUAUAACGAAAAACUAGUGCAAUUUGUUUCGUGGAUGUACGACAUGCCAUCGAAAUAUUUGAGUGAGUAAAUUGUCUCUGUGGGAGCUUCAACUGACAUCAAUAACUGAACAAUGAGCGCUGGAACGUUCAUAGGAAGUUGUAGCGUCGACCACAGUGAUGAAUAAUUUUCCUUGUUGCUUGAAAGUAUUUCCACCAUUCACAAAUACUUCAAUCACUUCUUAUAUUUUUAUAUACGAAAAAAUUUAAUACCAGUGCUCAAUGUCUAAACUAUAACCAUUUCGGAUACCUUCUGCCUUUAAUGUUGGUACAGAGUGUUUGAAAAAUGCGUGUACAGGGUAUAUUUUUAGAAGCGGAGCUGAAAAAUCGUGUACAUAGGUAUAUAGAAAUAUAUUUUUUGAACACCCUGUACGUUUUAUUUGAUUUGCUCAUUAUGUUAAACUGUAUACUAUAUUUUAGUCGAUGUUCGUACUUAUAGGUAUUUUAAGUAUUUAUUGAUAUUUUUUGUAAGAAAAUCGUCCCCUUGCUGUAUUUUUACCAUUUAUAUCGUGCCUUAUACUGAUUCCAUAUAAUGAUGAAAGUAUAUAUAAAGUAAUUUUGUACUGUAUACGAAAAAAUUCUGCAAAUACAUCAAUAUACAAGUA
This is a messenger RNA of Diabrotica virgifera virgifera (western corn rootworm), 4487 nucleotides long. RefSeq names its product beta-1,4-glucuronyltransferase 1. NCBI's taxonomy places the organism in Eukaryota, Metazoa, Arthropoda, Insecta, Coleoptera, Chrysomelidae. The transcript is spliced from 8 exons. Bases 484 to 1896 code for a protein of 470 amino acids. The record is from RefSeq and is a predicted model, not a curated record.